Colletes gigas is the source of this 4032-nucleotide messenger RNA. RefSeq lists its product as uncharacterized. Gene Ontology annotation, biological process: apoptotic process involved in development; engulfment of apoptotic cell; phosphatidylserine exposure on apoptotic cell surface. The record is from RefSeq and is a predicted model, not a curated record. Gene Ontology annotation, cellular component: plasma membrane. NCBI's taxonomy places the organism in Eukaryota, Metazoa, Arthropoda, Insecta, Hymenoptera, Colletidae.
AUGGCCGGGAAGAUGGCGGCGGCAGAGUUAAAACAUGAUAAUGUUUCGUGCUACGAAACUGUGAAAAGAAAUGUAUCAAUAGUAAUAUCGCACAGAGAAAUAGAAUGUUAUCAGUUCAGAUUGUUAGACUUAAUUUACUACUUGAUUUCUGUCAGUUUUUUUUUCAUGGAUAUAGCAACAGAUAGUAUUGUAUUUACGAAAUACUUUUUACAAGGCCAAUUUAUUUGGGGAUGUUUUGCUUUGAGUUUUACAAUUCUACCUGCUGGCGUUACUCAAAUGUUUAGUUUAAGAUGGUAUCACAGCGACGGUUCUAUUAAAGCUAUACAUUGGUUGUUACACUUUUUGUUCUUGGGAAUAUUACACAGGUAUUUAAUAUUACUUUAUGCUACGAUAUAUUCAUUAAGAAGCAAACAAUUUGUGAAGGAUAAAAAUUGGGUGUAUAGACAGGAAAGCGAUAUAUGCAUGUUGCAUUUGUUUGAGUCAUUUAUGGGAGCUGCUCCACAAUUAAUAUUGCAGCUGUAUGUCAUGGCAGUAUUACGUCGUACACCAUUGUGGACAAGUUUAUCCGCCAUAGUGUCCUUUUGUUCGUUGAGCUGGGCUAUAGGUACAUAUACAAAAGCAAUGCACAAAAUAAAUCCAGGCCAUAACGAGACAACAUGGGUAGUAUUGACUCUUCAGGGUGUCUGGCGGGCUGGAAUGCUAAUGUCCAGAAUAGCAGUAUUGGUUUUAACGGCAAUUUGUUUACAGGAAUGGUUUUUAUUAUUUCUUGGUAAGUGUACCAGCAUGUUACCGCAACAGACUUCUCAAAAUAGAUUUCUAUCUUUUAUAGCUGCCCGUUCCUCUCUGAAUGUUACAGGACUCCAUUGGCUAUUUAUGACCGUGUGGGUAAUUCUACAGAACACAGACUUCUGUCCCACCUUAUGGGAAGAACGUAUUUAUAAUUGUAUCAUAGGAUUAAUUUAUUGCUUCGAUUUUUUUAAUUUACGUGUUGGCAAGUCCCGGUACAGAGUACUUAUCUUUUACACCAUCAUCGUGACAGAGAACAUAGUGUUUUUAGUUGUUUACAUAUUGUGUUUUAAAGAUGCUAUUAAGACCGAGGAAAUAGCAAUAGUGGCGAGCUUGAUAGCCGGAGGGAUGAUGAUCGGUAUGUUGAGUAUGUUGUUUUAUUACGGUAAGUUUCAUCCAUCGAAGAUCGGCGGCGGUACGCCCAACGACACUGAUAAGAAGUCCGAGAUGACCACCGAUAAUAUAGCCGUUACUCCCAGAUCGUUUAAGCAGUGUUAUCCCAAUUCUUUGUGUUCCAUCGAUCAUUCUCAAGGGACUGUGUCCGAGGAAGUCACGGCGGACAAGCAGUCGUUGUUGACGAACAUUGUACAGAGUUCCGAGUGCGCGGAGAACGGCGUCAUCAAUCGGAGCUGCAAAGUCGAGAACGAGUCGAAGGCCGCGGUUCGCGUGGUGUCGGAGUGCGAGUCGGCACACAGUAACUUCUCGAACGACGAGGAGGGCACUUCGUCGAGCGCGUUGCCGAAAAGCUCGUUUCCCGCAUCGGACGGCGCACGAGAAUUUGAAAUUCAAAACGACUGCAACGAUGCCACCGAGAAGGCCAUUCACCGCCAGAAACGCAGAGGCAUUUGUCUGCCGACCACUCACGGCCUGGACAUAGACAAGGACGUUUCGACGAAGGAUCCGUCGCAGAAGCGACGCGGGAUUUGCUUCUCGACGCGACUUAUCCUCGAGAUGGAAAACGAGGCGGACGAGACGGUCGCGGCCGACCAAAAAUCGAUGUCGGACGCGAGCGUGAAAUGCGACGAAUCGGAGGAGCAGCGCGACAAUCUGAACGGCAUCGCGAUGUUGAGGGACAGGCUGGAAACGCCGACGAUUUUCGACGGCGAGAAAAUUUCGGAAACGGAAAAACUGACGAAGGAAUUGCAACAGAGGGACGAAACGAUGAGUUGCGUCACCUCGAUACACGACUACGAGAACGUCUGUCCUCUCGGCGUUGCCAGACCACCCUGGUGCAUCCGUAGCUGGAAAGGGUACACGGAUAUAGAGACGUACAUCCACGACGACAGCGUUGUUCGCGAUAGACGACGGGACACUUUGACGAGCACCACGACUGGGACGACUUACAGUUCAGAGUGCUCUGACACGACGUGCGCCAGCUCGGUGCUGAGGGGAAUUCUGAAGCAAGACGAUUACCUUGACACGCUUGCGUACGAUCUGAUAGAUCCUCGAGAGUUAAGAGCUUUGUACAGCGAGGACGCGUCCCUGGCCGCGAAGAGGACUUCCGACGUGGACGAACAGAAUGCUACGCUUUAUAUCGCGAAGCCGGUAGUGAUAGACGACAAAGGCGGGAUGUUCGCGCUAGAUACUAUCAUGGAGGAACACGAGGACGAGAAAUUCGAGUACACUCGACCUGGUUGCGAUUCGGUCAGCACUUUGGUGAGCACGAUCGAUCAAAUCAGAAAGUACACGGCUGAGAAUUCGCCGAGGCACGUGUUUCACACGACGGGCACGCAGUGCGAGGAUUUUUAUCCGAAGAAUCUGAUAAAGAAAGCACAGCUGACCAGAGCGUUGUUCAAGAACGAUCUUAAAGAUCCUGUCACGCGCAAUAGAAAUUAUAUAAAUCGUUUGGAUGACUCGGAGUCGAUCGUUCGAGGGAAGUGUGAGAUAGACGCGAUUCGAGAUUUCGUUAAGUAUUGCGCCAUAGAAUCGAUCAAAAAGACACCUCUGAUAGAUGCGAUAUUAUCCGAUUCCCCGAUCUUAGGCAAUAAAGCGAAGCUGCAGAAACAGGUGUCCAUCGCGUACGGAAAAGACGACUCGAAAGAGAAUGAUCUGUACGUUGAGAUGAGUCCUUUAGUACCUGUUGAAAACGUCGAGGUUGUACAUAAUAAUUUAUCCGAGCUGUCCGUGUCCGAAUCUGUCAACGGCAAUCGCGAGAACGUGACGCCAAAUAUCUCGACAAACUCGAACUCCGGUGAUACGGAGAAGACAGAGCCGCCAUCUUGCGAUAAACGUAGGAGAGCGAUCAACUAUCCGAAACGAAAAUUCUCAUUGUUGAAGGAAAAAUUUGAAUCGAAAUCGCAGCUAGUUUACGUCGUUACGCCGAACAAUGCUAUUAAAAUAGGACAGUCUUCCGAGCUGGACGCACCGAAGAAAAACGUUUCGGUUAUAUCGAAAAGGACCAUGGACGUUUCGACGAGACACGACAAAGAGAAUUUAGCGCCUGUCGCGACAUUGAACGUCGGCCAUACAAAAAACACACCGAACGAUAGAUCUCACGCGAAUCGGGAGAAAACUGACACGAUCUACGAAAACGAUAAGUCAUUGUGCAAUACCGAUUUAAACUUAAAAGAGAGGCGACACAUAUUUUUAGAGCAAGUAUUAUCGCCACCGAAACUUUUGACUUGGAACAAAAGGAAAUCUUUCGUUGGAUCCACCGUGAAAAAAUCUUAGAGAACUUAGUUUUAGGAUUUCCAAGAAUCGGAAGAAAUUACAAUAGUGAUUUAAUUUUAUUAACUCUUAGACGACCGCACGAUUUUCUCCUAUCUUCGAUCAACCUCGGAUCUAAAGUACUUAACUUUAAAAACGUAAUCACGGUAUGAGAUUAAAGAGAUUAAGAGGAACGAUUACCGAUAAUAACAAGUAUUAAUUCAAUUAAGUUAAUAAGUUAUUACCGAAAUAAUGAGGCUGAGAUCCCCGAUGGACCUCGCACGGUUGUCUAAGGGUUAAUUUAUCUUUUAGGCUAGAACUUUUAUCAAGAGUGAUAUUUAGUUUAACUUUACGGAAUAAAUGUCUUCCUGUAUUCGUAUCGAUUAUCUUUCGUCAUGCGAUAAGAAAUUAGUGAAAGUAAAACAUGUAUAUUUAUUUUCGAAACUGAUUCCGACGCGGAACCGCAAUAAAGUUAUUUUUAUAAAGUUCUAAACAGUAACCAAUUUGCGAGGAGCAUUAUUUUCACGCAUCAGAAGAAGCAAAAAGAUUCUAUAAUGUACUUUAUCCGUUUUAUUAAGUAUGUAAAUCAGUUACAUCGUU